Messenger RNA from Aureobasidium pullulans EXF-150, 1911 nucleotides. RefSeq names its product alpha-actinin-2. The record is from RefSeq and is a predicted model, not a curated record. Lineage: Eukaryota; Fungi; Ascomycota; Dothideomycetes; Dothideales; Saccotheciaceae. Gene Ontology annotation, biological process: actin filament bundle assembly; actin cytoskeleton organization. Bases 1 to 1911 code for a protein of 636 amino acids. The transcript is spliced from 5 exons. Gene Ontology annotation, molecular function: calcium ion binding; actin lateral binding. Gene Ontology annotation, cellular component: cell junction; cortical actin cytoskeleton; actomyosin contractile ring.
AUGGCUGUGCUGCUGGAACAGAGCUGGGUGAAGGUGCAGGAGAAGACGUUCGGUAAAUGGCUCAACAGCAAGCUCCAGGUCCGCAAUGUGCAGAUCAAGGACCUGGUCACUGACCUCUCCGAUGGCGUCAUGCUCAUCCACCUCCUUGAAAUCCUAUCCCAAGAAUCACUAGGCCGCUACGCAUCCCGCCCGAAACUGCGAGUUCAACGAUUCGAGAACGUCAACAGAGCGCUGGACUUUAUCAAGGGCCGGCGCAUCCAACUAACGAACAUCGGCGCAGAAGACAUUGUCGACGGCAAUCGGAAGAUCAUCCUCGGUCUCAUCUGGACUCUUAUUCUCCGCUUCACCAUCAGCGACAUCAACGAGGAGGGCUUGAGCGCAAAAGAAGGUCUACUGUUGUGGUGUCAAAGAAAGACGGCAUGCUACGACGAGGUCGAGGUCCGAGACUUCUCGUCAAGCUGGAAUGACGGUCUCGCUUUCUGUGCACUACUCGAUAUCCACCGUCCCGACCUCAUCGACUAUGACAAGCUCGACAAGAAGGACCAUCGUGGAAACAUGCAAUUGGCCUUCGACAUUGCUUCCAAGGAAAUCGGCAUCCCGGACCUGCUCGACGUCGACGACGUUUGCGACGUUGCGAAGCCUGACGAGCGUUCGCUCAUGACAUACAUUGCCUACUGGUUCCACGCCUUUUCCGCCAUGGAACGUGUCGAGAAUGCAGGAAGACGUGUUGAGAAGUUCGUCUCCAACAUGCAAGGAGCCUGGGAGAUGCAGAACAGCUUUGAGCGCCGUAUGAGGGAGCUCCUUCGCCAGAUUUCCGACCAGCAGAAACAAUGGAAGGAGGCCACUUUCGAGGGCUCCUACACCGAUGCCAAGAUGCAGAGUUCCGAGUUCAUGGGAUACAAGCGGAACCAAAAGAGAAAGUGGGUUGCUGAGAAGAGUGACUUGGUCGGUCUAUUGGGCAAUAUCAAGACGAAACUCAGCACAUACCGCUUGCGGCCAUAUGAACCACCACCGGAGCUCAGUCUCGCUGCACUGGAGGCGGCUUGGGCUGGAUUGAUGCAAGCCGAAAAGGAGAGGAGUAGGGUCAUCAACGAGACGAUCCGCGACAUCAAGAACACCCUCCGAAGAACCUUUGCCGACAAGGCCAACGACUUUGCCCUCGCUCUACACACACUAAGCGUGAGCAUCUCAGGACUCGAAGGCGAAGUCGAAGACCAACGAGAGCACAUUACCAAAAUCUCGGAAUCAGUACCACCCCUCGACGAAUAUCUUACAAUCAUAGGACGCUUGGAUGAACAAUGCGAGGAGGCCAAUAUUGAGGAGAAUGACUUUACAACAUAUACAUACGACGAGCUCGUCUACGAAUUGGGCCUGGUCAAAUCGAGUGUGCAGAAAAAGCUAGCCUUCUUGGAAAACCAGAUGGUGGCGCGCAGCAUGACCAACCUCACGCCCAUCCAGUUGGAAGAGUUUGAAUCCGUCUUUAGACAUUUCGAUCGCGGUGGCAGCAACUCUUUGCAGGAACUUGAAUUCUCGGCGGCGCUUGCUAGUUUGGGACUCGUGUAUGAUGAGGAUGAGAUGCAUGAGCGAUUCCUGGAGGUCAGCAAUGGUCCUGGUGGAACCGUUAGCUUCGAGCAAUUCAUUCGCUUCAUGGUUGAAGUGACUGAAGAUCAGUACACGGCGGAGCAAGUGUUUGAGAGUUUCCGUGAGGUCGCAGAUGGCAAGCCCUAUGUCACCGAACUCGAUCUCAGACACUCACUCAUUCCGGAUGAACUCAUCGAAGACUUGGUCAAGACGAUGCCCCAACACAGCGGCCCAGACCUGCAAGAAGACCGCGAUCUGGAAAAGUACGACUACAUCACAUUCAUGCAAAAGUACAUGGGCGGCGCAAAACCCGACGCCAAUGGCGAGUAA